Messenger RNA from Diprion similis, 5896 nucleotides. It is a transcript of the gene salm, whose product is annotated as homeotic protein spalt-major. Gene Ontology annotation, molecular function: RNA polymerase II cis-regulatory region sequence-specific DNA binding; DNA-binding transcription factor activity, RNA polymerase II-specific. NCBI's taxonomy places the organism in Eukaryota, Metazoa, Arthropoda, Insecta, Hymenoptera, Diprionidae. The record is from RefSeq and is a predicted model, not a curated record. Gene Ontology annotation, cellular component: nucleus. Gene Ontology annotation, biological process: regulation of transcription by RNA polymerase II. The transcript is spliced from 8 exons. Bases 113 to 5479 code for a protein of 1788 amino acids.
UGUUACUAGACCGCGGAUCAGUGCACGGAGGACUUCAUUCACGAUUAAUACUACCGUCAGUUGUGCGCGAGGUGCCGGUGCAACGAGGAGCCACGACUCCGAUACCAGAGGUAUGUCGGCGAGGCGGAAGCAGGCCCGACCCAGCCGAGCCCAACUCGAAGAGGAACUUCUCGUUCGGGGCCCCCUUCUUCGGACGGCCUCGGCAUCUCUUCAGACAUCAAACCCUGACGAUAUACGAGAGGGAAACGACUCAGGGUCCGAGGGAGAGGAGAUUGGGGGUGGUCGGGUCGGGGGCGGAGGCGGAGGCGGCGUCGGAGACGAGGCCGUCGACCUCACGUCGACGCGGUCUCACCACGGAGACGAUGAGGACAGAGACGAUCAAGGAGGGAGCGAGGAGCUCCCGAUGGAGGAGGACUACGAUGACGGGGUCGAGGAGACUGCGGAGGGGCACGAAGACGAGGAGGAGGAGGAAGGGACGCGGAAACAGAUACGGCACAGACAGGACGCCGAGAACAACAACAGCUUCGUCGAAGGAGCGGCACCUCCGACGACCGGGAUAUUCCCGCCGGCUGGCGCUAGCCACGUAACCCUCGAGGCCCUGCAGAACACGAAGGUUGCCGUAGCUCAGUUCGCGGCUACGGCCCUCGCCGGCGGGGCCGACAGCGAAGCUGCCCUCCAGGAUCUCGCCCUCCUUCAGAGCACACUCUACACGCUACAGCACCAGCAGGUCUUUCAGCUCCAGCUGAUAAGCCAGCUGCAGCAGCAGCUCUCCAUAACGCACAGCCAACCGACGUCGGCGACCUCUCACGCCCCCGGCAACGUCCCUCUCGGGAACGAGGGACUCAAGGACGAAGGCUCCCCGUCACCCAGCAUUCACCCGAAGCCCCUUUCCGCCCUGACGUCACCACCCCCAUCCCGACCCCCAAGCCAUCAUCAGCACACCACGUCGCCGUGCCCCUCGACGCCGGUCAGCCUGUCACAGGAACACGCGAUACCGCCGUCGAGCGCCUCGCCUCUUGGUCUGCCUCUUCCGGCGUCGACGGGGAUCGCGGUGCCACCGACGAUUGGCGGGGUCGGCGUCGUUCCGACGACGACGAGCGCCAACCAGCAGACCAAUGGUAGCAACAAUCAUAUGUCACUGUCUCAUCAAAUGCCGUCUCUAUGCUCCAUUAGCUCCUCGCUGGCUUCCACAAUCAUCACGAACACCGACCCCCCGCCGCUCCACGAGCCGAACACCCUCGAAAUGCUCCAGAAACGAGCGCAGGAGGUGCUUGACAACGCGAGCCAGGGCCUACUGGCCAACAACCUCGCCGACGAACUAGCGUUCAGGAGCGGCAAGGGCUCGCGUCUUUCGCCGUACGAUUCUAAGUCGGGGGGAGGCCGCGGGGAGCCAUUCUUCAAGCACCGAUGCCGGUACUGCGGCAAGGUCUUUGGCAGCGACUCUGCACUCCAGAUACACAUCCGAUCACACACAGGUGAGCGACCCUUUAAAUGCAACGUCUGCGGAAGCCGAUUCACCACCAAGGGAAACCUCAAGGUUCACUUCCAGAGGCACACGGCCAAGUUUCCCCACGUUAAAAUGAACCCGAACCCCAUACCCGAGCACCUCGACAAGUACCAUCCCCCCCUACUCCAGCAGUUGGCUGCCCCCGGUCAGAGGCAACUCACCUCGCCGCCACCCCCGGCCCCCCAUCAUCCCCCCUUUCAUCCGGCAGCGGCACACGGAUUUCUCCCGCCACAACCGCCCCUACCUCUCACCCUAACUCUACCUGGUAUGCCACCCCUCUACCGAACCCCGGUGCCCGUCAACCACUGCAGGGACGAACAAGACGUACCGGAGAACCUGAGCAAGCCAGUCGGCGGUGCGACGAUUUCAACCCCGUCCCCACGUUCGCCCGUCACUCAUUCGAACUCGCAUCAUUCCUUUCACGACCACCCGCUCCAUCCGUCGUCGUCGCUCCAGAAACACCAGUCGCAGCCGAGUCACGAAUUGAAAUUGGAGACAGCGAGGUCACCGACGACGCAGGAAUCACCCACGGAGUCUUACCGACCUGUCCGACCCGCUAGUCAGGAGGAUGGAAGCGGGGAACGUGUCACACCCAAGCGGGAGCCCGAGGAGGCGGAAGAGACUGCCGAGGAGGAGAUUGACGAUUACGAGGAGACGAGGCGAUACCUUUGCACAUCGCCGCAAUCGACGGCGAAUCCAACGUCGCAGGCUCAACCGUUCGAAGAUUGCAGCAUGGACAGUAAAAUGAGCGGGCGGCUCGAGGGUGACGGUGAUAUGGAGGGGGACGAGGAGAUGGAGGAACAACCCGAGAACUUGUCCAGCAGGGGGGCAACCGGUCGGCUACCACAGCAGACGGUUGGAUAUCCGGGGGCUUCGCCGGCUAGCAGUAGCGCCAGCAGUGGAAGCUUGCAGUUCUCUUUUGCUGGUAUCCUUUUUCCCGGACCACCUUCCCAUCAGCAACAGCAACAGCAGCAACCCCACCACCAGUCCUCGGUCGGACCCGCAACCCCCACCGGUCCCUCGGGAGAGAUGAUGGUGGAUCCAGCGAGGGACCCGGCCAUCUAUUCAAACCUCCUACCGCGGCCGGGCAGCAACGACAACUCCUGGGAAAGCCUGAUCGAGAUCACGAAGACCUCUGAGACCUCGAAGCUUCAACAGCUGGUCGACAACAUCGAGCACAAACUGACGGACCCUAAUCAGUGCGUGAUUUGCCACCGGGUGUUAUCCUGUAAAAGCGCCCUCCAGAUGCACUACAGGACUCACACGGGAGAGAGACCGUUCAAAUGUAAGAUAUGCGGCCGCGCCUUCACGACGAAGGGGAAUCUCAAAACUCACAUGGGCGUGCACAGGGCUAAACCACCGCUCAGGGUGCUCCACCAGUGUCCCGUAUGUCACAAAAAGUUCACCAACGCCCUCGUCCUUCAACAACAUAUCCGACUUCACACCGGCGAACCAACCGACCUUAGUCCCGAGCAGAUCCAGGCCGCGGAGGUUAACGAGUUUCCAUCCGGCUACCCUCACCACCCCCUGGCCUCCUUCCUCCCCCAGGGUUUUCCCUCACUUCAUUCCACAGCGGGGGCCGGCUUCGCUCUGGGGUUUCCGCCCUCGAGGCAGCACCACCUCACUGACCGGCACGAGAACCACGUGGACGGUAAAGAGCCUCGGCACCACCUCCACCAUCAUCACCUCCACCAGCACCAUCAGCUGCAGCAGCAACAGCAGCAAGAUAGAUAUCUGGACGAGCAGGGCGACGAGAUGGACGAUCAAGAGGACGAGGACGAGGGCAGAGAGGAUGACGACCGGUGCGAGGAGGCGCGGGAAAGGCAAAGCGCCGACGGGGACGAGGCGGACGAUAUCCAGGAGGAGAUUGACCGGCGGAGGCAGGGCUCGGUUCCCCUGUUCUCGACGUCGCUCGCCGCGCUUGAGAAUCAGGUGCGCACUAUCACGACAACCUGCGCGAAUAGUAUGCCCAGCAACCCGCGAAUAGCCUCACCGCCUCCGCACCCGUUCAACGGUAGCGAGAAGACCAGCAGUCCUCCGUGCGGGGGCAGCGUCAGCGGGGGUGGAGGCGGCGCGCCCCUGGACUUGACCCCCAGGGCCUCCUCGACCCCCGCAGACACCUCGACGUCGACACCGGACGCGACGCCUCCGCCCCCCGCUCAGGUCAGCUCGCAUCACACCCCAGCGCCGCACCCCUUCGGGAUGUUCGCCGGCCUGCUCCAGGCCGUCUCCUCACCCCCGUCAACGAGCUCGAUGGGCAGCGUCGGGGGUGUGAACAGCAUCGCGACGAUGAGCUCGAGCAACCCGGGGAAUGGUGCAAGCGGGCCGCUGGCCUCGCUAACGACGUCCGCAGUCCUCGCUGCCACCUCCACCUACAACCCGCUCGGCCUAGCUGUCGGAGGGCCAGCAGUCCGUGGUAAUACGACCUGCAAUAUCUGCUACAAGACUUUCGCGUGUAACUCAGCCCUGGAAAUACACUAUCGAAGCCACACCAAGGAACGACCCUUCAAAUGCACAGUCUGCGAUCGGGGAUUCUCAACUAAGAACAACGGUUCGUGGGACCAGGACGUCUGCUCCUGCGCGAACCAAAGGAACCCUUACCUGACAAAUAUCACUACCACAACCACGAUCACGACUACAACCACAACCAACACCACCCUUGAAACUAGCCCCCAAUACAACCUUCAACCACCACCAUUACCACCACCACCACCACCACCACCACGGUCACCCUCCAGCAACCACGAGAGGCCCAAACGUAGGCGGCGGCGGCCUGAGGAACGGAAGAGCCGGGGGCGGUCUGGGUCCGGAGGGGGGCGGCAUCUCACAUAUGCUCCCGUUCGCCUGCCCCCGCUACUGCCCCCCGCCCUCGGGCUUCUCACCUCGGACCACGUCUUCCUGGGAAAUAUGAAGCAGCACAUGUUGACUCAUAAGAUACGCGACAUGCCACCUCAUCUGUUCAGCGAUUCGAAAUCGGCCGGUCAGCAGCAGCAGCAACAGCAGCAACAGCAACAACAGCAGCAACAACAGCACCAGCAGGUCAUACAGGAGCAGGAGACGUCCAGGAGUCCAAUGUGCUCCGAUGACUCCAGCUUACCACCGCCACCUCCACCCCCGCCACCGCCACCUCCGCCGAUGCCACCACUCGCCAUGGAGUCAGCUGUCCCCGUGAAGAGAUCACCGCCAGAAGGUGAUUUACCCGCGCCAAAAAGACCGCCCAGCAUGUCCAGCAAGCAUUUGUGCCAAGUUUGCAAUAAGAACUUCUCGUCGUCAUCGGCUCUCCAGAUCCACAUGAGAACUCACACCGGUGACAAACCGUUCCGAUGCACCGUCUGUCAGAAGGCCUUCACGACCAAGGGGAACCUCAAGGUUCACAUGGGGACCCAUAUGUGGACGAAUGGUGCCUCCCGUCGAGGACGUCGCAUGUCGUUGGACCUACCGCCGCUACCAAUCACUCCGAAAGACUCGGAGUUUCUCCAGCGGAGGCCAGACCUUUUUUACCCAUACCUACCCGCACCAUUCCUUAACGGUGUUCAGCAAAAGCUGAACGAAAUAUCCGUGAUCCAGAACAGCAACGGUUUGCCGCCGCACCAUGGAGGCGCGAACAAAUACGCAGGACUCUUCGGAUCCGUUUACGGCGCGGGUUUCCCGCUGGAGAAGCAGCCGAUGGCGCCGAGCAACGGGCCCCUGGGGGAAGGUAAAUCGUCAUUGCCGACGGGGUCGAUGCUGUUUCGAACUCCUUCGCCGUCGCAUUCGCCGGGAACGCCGUCAUCGAACACGGGUAACCAGAACUCGGCGAGCGUUCCGGUCUGGGGCAGCAGCGUCGUCGGGGGCGGCGGUGGCGGCGGCGGUGAGUCGCUUCAGCGCCACUUCGAGAGGGAAGCGCCUUCGAGGUCUGACGACGACUCGACGCCCUCAGCACCGCGACUUCCACCCCCACCUCCACCGAGGGGUGAAGGUCUCGCCGCGUGAGCGUUUUCGAACCCGGAAAGCUCGACCCGCGACUGAGAAUGAGUGUACUAUCCAAUUCCGGAUGGAAUCCGGAACUGGCGAACGAACUCUGCAUGCAUAACGUCUCGUUGCUCAGAAGUAUUUCGCAGAGACUCGCAGCCUUAAGGACUAGGGUCAGAAACCCCCUGCACCUAAAGCAUUCGCAUCAACGCAGAGUUCUACCCCCUGUUUUGAUUUAGUCGGUUUUUGUUUGUUUCUAUUUUUUCCACGCGAAUGCUGAAUAUACGAACGGCUCGAGUUGAUGUUGUAACGAUGAAGACACCAUGUUCCUAUUAUCAGACUAGUCUUAAAAGUGUAAAUUAUUGCCCACGAAUCAUAUGCUAAGUCUAGCUUGGCUUAGGUCCCCUGAAUCUUUGCAAAGUUCAGGACCUGUUUAAA